AUGCAACGAGCAUUCCCGUUGCCCGUCAAUGUCGGCACUGACAUCUGCCAAAUCAGUCGCAUCAGCGAUAUCCUGACGAAGCACCAAUCGAAAUAUGCGCAUCGAUUCAUCCGCAGGGUGUUCACUCCCCAAGAGCAAGUGUGGUAUCGACCGCGAUUAUUACCAUUGAUCGAAUAUCUUUAUUUUAUGGAACGAAGGGAGUUCAUUCAAGAGAAGAUAGAAAAUCGACAGACAUGGAGGGCGAAAAGCCUAGAGGCUCUGAUUGGACUUGUUCCAGCGAAAGAAAUACCUCUUCCGAAUAAUACAAGCGCGAAUAGUGAGCCUGUGGGUUCUUUGAUAUGGGCGCCUUAUACCACGCAAGGACAUCCGAAGAUAUUAACAAAAGAGGAAGAGGCAUCAACGUUAAAUCAGUUGAAAGUAAAUCUGCAAGGAGUCGCUAGGUUCCUGGCUGGUCGGUAUGCGGCGAAGGAAGCAGCAAAAAAAGCGUUUAGCAUACGAGAAUUGGGUUUCCACGACAUCACGAUUGAUAACCCAUCUCUGGAUAAACUCAGAUCAAGAGCGCCGAUCACACUUAUAAAAUCUGCAACAGGAGGAGACGAUCAGAUAGUACCGAUGAGCAUAAGUCAUGAUGGAGAUUAUGCGACCGCUGUGUGUUUAUCUUAUGAAUCUGUUACUCCUCCACCUAUACCAGAUUUUCAAGAGAUAGGACCAGAUAUGGGACGCCUUCUCGAGGAAAUGACGAUCAAGCGACUAUCUCUUCCUGUCCCAUCACUGCCACCCAAAUUUACAUAUAGACAUACGUAUCAAGAUUCAACCCUUCCGGAACGGUCACAGAGAAUAUUGACUCCACCCCAGAAGAUACCUGUGAAAUUGAUGACUCCCAUCACAGGAAGGUUGGCGGAAAUAAUGAAAUCUACUAUGGGUGGAUCAAACAUUCCGACUGCGGAGACCAAGGGCGAUCUUGAAGUUUUAGAAGUCUCAAAUCCUGUUCAACCAAAAGUCUCUCUAUCUCCUACCAAUAACCUGGCGAGCAAGAGUACUCUGGAUGCUUCAAAAGACUGGAAUCCUAUUCAACCAAAAGUCUCUUUAUCUCCUACCAAUGACCCGGCGAGCAAGAGUAUUUUGGAUGCUUCAAAAGACUGGAAUCCUAUUCAACCAAAAGUCUCUUUAUCUCCUACCAAUGACCCGGCGAUCAAGAGUAUUUUGGAUGUUUCAAAAGUCUCGAGUUCUGUCCAACCAGAAGCCUCUUUACCCCCUCAUUAUAGCCUAAGGAUUAGAUACCACGCAAGUGCCUCCGAUCCCAUAGAUGUCGAUCCCGUAAAUCCAUUACUCAACAGAAAUUAUCUUACUUUCAAGCCCAGGGGUGAUUUGUUUAGGGACUCCCAGGCGACUGACUAUCCGUGGGAUUCCCCAACAAUUGAUAAUCAAUCAACUAGUCACCCUCAAGAUGGUGAAGUGGUCACACAAAUAUACGAGAAUGAUCUUAUUCCUCAACCUAGUGUUUGGAUAUGUAAUUCUAAAGUAUGUGGUGUUGAAAACAGUAUGGAGCAUCGCGCGUGUGUGAAGUGUGGCACCAAUCAUGAUGAAGGUUGGCUCAAUCACAUAGACCUAGAUAGUGAUUACAACAUCCGAUUGGCACAGGUCGCAAACACCCCUGGUCUUCCAUUCGACAUCGAUCCAGAUAAGGAGGAAUUGAGGAAAGCAAGGGUAGAAGUGCGCCAGUCAAGGCUGAAGACACGAACGGAAAGUAUUUAUGGACUACCGACACAUUUAGAUCCCAGGGUUAUUAAGAAGAAUCUCGAGAAUUGUCUUCGUGUCGAGAGAUUACCCAUCGGAAUCACCAACGAAGAAUUGAUAGAAGGCUUCAAGGGAUAUUGCACAGCCAUAAAAGGAUAUGUGCAUGUGUCGAGCGUGGGUAGUGUCAAAGCCUAUAUAAUCUUGUCACGAAAGACCGAAGCGAAUAAAAUACGACAUCUAGCCCAAAGACCCGAACUCUUGCCAGUGAUAAGGGGACACAGGUUGAAGAUGGUAAAAGCGGAUGACGGAGUAAAGGCUUUUUUGAGGGAGUAUGGGACGGGGGCUCGGAGAUGGGAUUGGAAAGCCGAUUUCUGGACCACGGAUGUAUUCCAUGCUUACGAUAAAGAGGAGUGCGAAGCGCAUGCGCAACGACAGGAGGAGGUAUGGAAAGAAAUCGUAGCGCAUGAAGAGAAGCUCAAGAAUAAGCGGACACUUGAAGCUAGAGUGAAUGCGGAUAACAGGGAAGCAAAAUUGAAGAUAAAAUUUGAUAAAAGUAUGAAGAAGUCCCAGCAGUCAAUGGAAGGAGGGAAGGGUACGGAGUCAUUGGAAGGAGGGAAGGUUACAGAGCCAAGAGUAAAGGAAGAAGGGAAUACUACAGAGCCAAGAGCAAAGGAUGAAGGGAAAGCUGCAGAGCGAAAAGCAAAGGAUGAACGUCCACAGUAUCGAGGGGGGAAAAGACCAAAGGUGCAACGAGGAUUAGGCUAUGAGAACCCAACCUAA
Molecule: messenger RNA, 2517 nt
Organism: Sclerotinia borealis F-4128
Lineage: Eukaryota; Fungi; Ascomycota; Leotiomycetes; Helotiales; Sclerotiniaceae
Source: the annotation of a GenBank genome assembly